Molecule: messenger RNA, 363 nt
Organism: Carya illinoinensis
Lineage: Eukaryota; Viridiplantae; Streptophyta; Magnoliopsida; Fagales; Juglandaceae
Product: ER membrane protein complex subunit 6-like
Exons: 3
Coding region: 1-363 (120 amino acids)
Biological process (GO): protein folding in endoplasmic reticulum; autophagosome assembly
Cellular component (GO): EMC complex; endoplasmic reticulum; membrane
Source: RefSeq, a predicted model, not a curated record
AUGGCCAGACAUAAUGAAUUUAGUGCAGCAGAGAAGAAAUCAAGUGAUCUUUCGAAUGACAUUCCAACCUUCAAUGUUGAGAAUUUGCAGAGUAACAUGAAAAUUAUAUAUUACAACUGGACUUUUCUGUUUAUCAUUGGCGGGGUUAUUGCUAGAAUUCUUGGAUUCACAAGCUUGACUGGGUUUAUCUUGUAUUUCCUUAUCAUGGCCAUCACUUCAGCUGGGCUUAUGGCAAAGUCUGGGUUUUCAACUCAUUCUUACUUUGAUAGUUGGAAUCGGGCAGUACUAGAUGGAUUUUUUAGUGGGCUCCUUGCUUUCCUUGACAUGAGAAGUUUUGCUUACGACAUCGUGCACAUAUUCUGA